AGGAGGGUGUACCCAGUGCUAUUUUGGGUAAUAAUUCUUGUACGAGUGACGCAUUUCCAUGAUCUGCAGGAAGUGGAUGCGGCGCGGGAGGAGGCUAGAGAAAAAGAAAUGAGACUGAAAAACUAGGGCACAGACAACUUCCAGGGAUUCCUAAUUUCUCCACCCACCAAGUCCAGGGUACCUUCCUCUCAUUUCCUGGCUCCUCCCUAGGAAAAGCCGGUUCCACUUUCGAAGGGGAAAACAAAUUCUAACGAGUUGGGGAAGGGUUGCCCUUAGUAAACGUGGCGGCCCAGGCGGCUUCAGCUCAGGGAAGGAGAGGGAAGGACAGGACGUUUCGCCAAUAGAUGAAGAAGUCUACAGUUUCGCCCACAGUCAGACGCUGCUGUCAGGCCCGCUGGAUUGGAACUCUCUUCCUGUGAAGGCUGUUCGAUCAACAAUGUCUCUGGAGGAUCCGUUCUUCGUGGUGAAAGGCAGCUCUCUGAAGUGGGAUGGCAACUUAUGGAGAGAUCCCUCUUUUGAGGCAGAGAUGCAGGUGCCUCAUGGUAGGCUGGAGAGCUUUGUCUUUUGGCAGGCUUCAGAUCAGACAGCGCAGGGCUGCACAACCUGUGACCGAUGAAGUUCAGAAAGCAAUGACUACAGCCUGUGGGCUCUAUCAGCGCUGGUGCCAGCUGCUCCAGGAGACACAGGUGGUUACCAAAGAGGAGCUGGACUGGACGACAAAUGAGCUACGCAACAACUUGCGCAGCAUUGAGUGGGAUUUGGAGGAUCUGGAGGAAACCAUUUGCAUUGUGGAGUCAAACCCGCGCAAGUUCAAAAUUGAGCCCUGCGAGGUAGCAGCACGGCGGUCUUUCGUCACGGAGAUGCAGAAAUCCAUCAAGGAGAUGCAGGAUCACAUAUCCAGCCCACAGGCGCAGGCCGUUGUGGAGAGUAAAAACAAAGAGAUGCUAGUGGGGAGCAGGGAACAUUAUGGGCUUUUGGAUGCAGAAGAUCUGUCCACGGCCAACUCACGUACAUUGGAAGAGCAGCAGUUGCACCAGAAGUUGAUCAUUGACAAGCAGGAUGAGCAGCUGGAGCUGGUCUCUGGAACCAUUCGGGUAUUGAAACACAUGUCAGGUCGGGUCGGAGAGGAAUUGGAUGAACAGACCAUGAUGCUGGAAGACUUUGCCUAUGAGAUGGACAGCACUCACAGUCGCAUGGAUGGCGUGCUCAAAAAGAUAGCUAGAGUCUCCCACAUGGCCAGUGACCGGCGGCAGUGGUGUGGCAUCUGCCUGUUGCUCUUCGUGCUCGUGCUGGUGGUGGUUCUUCUCUUCACUCUGUGAUCAACCGGCAGAAUGGACAUGGGGGUGGGGGGACAGGUGGCAGGAGCCAGCCCCACACCUCUUGAGUGGAAUGCCUGACGCCACCACGGCCACGUAUCCUGUGCAAGGAGGCGAGUCACUCCAUUGGAAGAGAUGGUGGCCUUCUGUGGAAUGCUCUUUCUGCCCUCAGACUCUUGGCUCCCCUUUGGGGCUAUAGGUCUAGUGAAAAGUCAGGACUGGAUUCUGGAAGUUAGUAGCUUUACACACCUAUGAAGCUGCCUUAUACUGAAUCAGACCACUGGUCCAUUUACAUCAGUAUGGUUUACAUGGCCUGGCAGUAGCUCUCCAGAGUUUGACCGUGGUCUUUCACAGCCCUGCAUGGGGAUGCCAUAUAUUGACCCUGGGAUCUUCGGUGUGCAAAGUUGGCACUCCACCACUGAGCAACAGCCCCUCCCCAAUAAUAUCCUUUUGACCUAUACACGCUCAAGACAUUGGAGCGAAGUUACAAGCCUCUGCCUGCCUAUGUGGAGACCAUGUCACAUGUGCUGUAUGUAUUGUCAAUACUGCAAGUAGAAGCAGCACUAGUACAAGCUUCCUUUUUCUGCAGUCUUGCCAUCCCAUCCCCAGCAAUCUGAAAAGCAGAGCACAGCCCCAGCUGCCUAGUCUUACUGCAGUAAAAGAACUGUAUUGUUCACGCUACCUCUUUGAUUGGGAGCAAGUUGGCUCUCUUCAAUAUGCUUGCUGAUGAAACGUAAUGGACUAUGCUGUCAGUUGCAUUUCAUCUCAACAAAUGCCAGAUGGGAACUGUGGCUAGACUGGGCAGAACAAAUUACAGUCUUGCUUCCCCCACUUCUUUUUUAAAGAGCAAAGAUACUCGGAGUUGAGGGUAGUCCAAAGCUGUCUCACUACUUCAAAGCCAAAAGAAAAAUUCUGCUCUUGAAACUGAGCACCGAGGAAUCCAAGGCUCCUUCUCUUAACCAGAUGCCAGCCUCCUCCAAAAGCUGGGAGUAGAACUUGGUCCCCUCAUCCAAUCCCAGGACUCAAUGGUCUGCUUCACUAUUCUUGUGCUACUGCUAAGUAUUCCAAGAAAACCAGUUUGCGAACAUGUUGGCUUAUUCCCCUCUCCCCACGGGGUACAGUAUGAUGAAUGUACACCGUCCCAUGAAGUCUAAAUCUUGGUCAAGCAGACUCUGCUGGUGCCUACAUGCAGAGACUACUUUCAACCAAGCCCCAGUGACUCACAGCCUUACCUGGAGGACAGGAAAGGUCACUGUACUCAGCUGUCACAAGCAUUCAGAAGCCAUUCUGCAUUUUACUGGUGCAGUUUUAAGAUGCCAAAGCAACUUUUUUAAAAUAAACAAAGAAACAUACAUUUUAUAUCUGUAUUUAAAUGCA
Messenger RNA from Hemicordylus capensis (graceful crag lizard), 2693 nucleotides. It is a transcript of the gene STX10, whose product is annotated as syntaxin 10. Lineage: Eukaryota; Metazoa; Chordata; Lepidosauria; Squamata; Cordylidae. Gene Ontology annotation, cellular component: SNARE complex; endomembrane system; synaptic vesicle membrane. The record is from RefSeq and is a predicted model, not a curated record. Bases 489 to 1319 code for a protein of 276 amino acids. The transcript is spliced from 9 exons. Gene Ontology annotation, biological process: intracellular protein transport; Golgi vesicle transport; vesicle fusion. Gene Ontology annotation, molecular function: SNARE binding; SNAP receptor activity.